UCGGGGUUCAAGUUCCGUGCAGCCGUGCAGGAAUAAAUAGGUCCCAGCAAUAUAUUGCUUUUACUCGAGGGCGACUGCUUUGGGAGGGGUAGGCUCGGUGACUUACUUGAUCGCAAGCCGCGGGCACGUUCACUGAAGCGGGAAGCGUGUCAAUGACAGUGCACAGGAUAUAGGAAAGAAAUUCCAAAAUCCGACUUUGUAAUCACGCAGAAACUGCACGUGGGUAGCCAUUCAGCGUACCGGUAGAUGUGGACAGAUGUGGAGAUAGCUUUACACUACUGAAGUCUGAUCACAUGUGAACGAUGGGUUGCUGUUCGUCGAAAGAAAGUAGGGAUUUCAACAACAUCAACGACAUCGAUGACGACAGUGAACCUUACACCGACGUAUACCAUGACAACACCCAGGGUCUUGGUCUGAAACAGCGCACUGUUGACUUUAGAAGCACUAAGGUGCCGGAUGAGGGGAUGCAGAGACCCGAGGUCCCUACUGGUCAGAUGUGGACGGACCCAGAGUUUCCACUGGACGUUGCAAUAACUGACGAGUCCAGGAGGGAGGUGGAAUGGAAAAGACCUCAGGAAAUCGUCCCUGAUCCUGUAUUGUUUGCCGACGGCCCUUUCAGACUGGACAUUCAACAAAGGUCUUUUGGAACUUGUUGGUUUUUGUCAAUGUUAUCGGGUCUUGCCGACAACCGAGAUCUCUGCAAACGGGUUAUCAACGACGCCUCGUACACACCCGAGACAGAUGGAAUAUGUCACUGCAGGUUCUGGAACUUCGGGGAGUGGAGGGACGUCUACAUCGACGACUAUCUUCCUGUGAUUGCCGGGACGAGACAUCUGUAUGGCGCGGCAUCGGGGACAAAUAGGAACGAAAUGUGGGUUCCCUUGAUGGAGAAGGCCCUAGCAAGAUUUCACGGGUCCUACACGUUGGUCAGAGGUGGUCUCUCCAGUGAUGCCUAUCUGCUGCUGACUGGGGGAAUAUCGGAGAGGAUUGACUUUCUGAGAAACAACUCAAGACUUGCACCUGCCGAGCUGUUCAGCCGAAUCAGGACUGCACUCAACAAUGGGGCUUUGUUGACUUGCGGAGUGUCGAAAGAUGGCGAUGGUAUUCUUGGAUUGAUGGGACCCCACUCCUACUCCCUGAGUGCCGCUUCCGUGGUGACGAGGGCAAACGGUGAAAAAGGAUAUCUGUUAAGAAUUCGAAAUCCACACGGGAGCAACGAAUGGACGGGAAAAUGGAAUGAUCAAGAUCCUGAAUGGGAAACCCUUAGGGAAGGUGGAAGCAUAAAAACAAAUCGGAACGAUGGGGAAUUUUGGAUGAGUUUAGAAGAUUUCCUUGAAUAUUUCUACCGGGUCACGAUUUGUUCGCAGCUCCCGGACUUUGACAAGGACGGACAGCCUGAUUCACUGAGAUACGUGUUGAAUAUAUUCGGGGAAUGGCGGGGUAAAGCAGCCGCGGGCCCGGGACGAACUCUGAGGGAACGCCUUCGCAACCCAAGAUUUUCAUUUACAGUUCCUCGGAAAGGUUUUGCAGACAAAGACCAUGUCCCUGUGUUGGUCCAGCUCAUACAGAAAACGGACUACAAGGAGUAUGCUGCCAUAUCUUGUGACCUCUUCAAGAUGACCUACGCUAAUGAAGGGUCCUCCACCUACUACGUGUACCAGAUGGAAGACACAGAGUACAGGAACAGCUACUUCCCCAACCUGCAGGCUACAUUCCGCUACAUGCUCCCUCCGGGCCGCUACUUGGUGCUCCCCUCCACCUUCCUUCGCGGUGUUCACAGGGAAUUUCUCAUACGAGUGUUUUCACCUGGCCCAUUGUAUAGAUGCAGGAGCAUACCAAGUGAGAUAAAUCUCAUACCAAGUCAUCAAUGGGAAUAAAUCUACACAUCGACACCAGCAUCACCAGCAUCAGCAUCAGCAUCAUCACCAACAUCAUCGUCAUCUCCAACAUCAGCAUCAUCUCCGGGAUUCUGCCCUGGUUGGAAAGUGUCACAAGACACCUGUGACUGCUGUCUGCAGCUACACUGCCAGGAUCACACAGCAUAUGGCAGGACAUAUUUCCAAUUUCACGAACUUGUGAAAAAAUAUGUGUAAUAUGUUAAUGUGUGUUUGUCCCCAUCCGUUCGUCGUUAAUCAUGCUGUCCUGCGUGUCACUCCGCAGGGGCUACAGAUCGAUCCGUCAGAAAAGUGUGCUGUAUGAUUUACUAGCACUGUUACAUCUCCGACUGCCAACUCGUAAAAUAGUUCAAUAUAGUUGCCUGUCUUCCAUAUUCACUAUCCUCCUGAUAUGAAUACUUUAUGUAAUCGAAAACGAACUUUGAAUAAGGAUUCCUGAUUGCAAACCGGUACCAGUUUCGAAGGAGCCGACAUUCUUACCGGUAACAGUUCGUUAUUUUAACUGUUUAAAGGAAAUAAGGACUGUAGCGUGUAACUUUUAUUCUAUCCAUGUUAUUAGAAUAAUACAUAUUUUGUAAUAUUCCUUUUAAAUAGAUUUAGUAUAUAUAUAGUAGCUGUUCAAAUGUAUUCAUCACGUAAUAUAUCAAUUGUGUGAGGAAAUAUUAUAAGUGCCUUAAUAAUAUUGCUUGAUAUGAAUACAGUGAUAAUUGCUUGAUUACGAUUUCAGCUUAAAAUGACAUGAGGAAAAUUGUAUCUUUUGGGGAAUACGCAUAAAGUGUCUGAACUACACUAACAUCUAAAUGAAUAAUAGAUACAUUCAAACACGGUUGAAAUGACCUACGCAAAAACUUCGAGUUAUUCGAAGUUCGACACAGCCGGAAAAUUACGAAUAAAGAAGGUGUGAGCAGGGACCAACCGUUUACUUCGAGACAACCGUAAGUUCGACACAUCAAAAUUUGACACAACGGUGUUUGACUGUAUCACAAAUAGGUAAAAUAAGAUUUCCUUUUUUUCUUACAUAAAAUACACCUGUCAUUCCUAUGUUCCCCAAUAUGUCUGCCGGUUUCUAUCCUGAGUGACAAAUUUAAUCGGUCAAGAACCCGUCUGUUUUCAUAUUUUCUAAUUAUGUUGAUGUAGGGUUCAAACACAAAAUAUGCAAUUUGAGUAAAAACGCAUACCCAUCCUGCUCAUAUAAUUUCAAUCUACAAAGUAUUAUAAGAACAUAUCUACGUUUCUCCCAAACUGUUCUUGUCUUCCCAAUACAAAUACAUACAGUGAUAAAAUAUUUGUUACUUUAGAUGUCCAAUUUCUUUUGUCAUUUACAUCAUACAUCAAAAGCAUCAUUAUUAUAUAAUCUCUUUUUAACAUACCAGCGGUCCAGCAUGUACACUGUCAGCAUCAAUAUUUCAUGGACAGUUUAAAGUAUUUUUGCACAGUGGGCAUCGUGCACAUUUGCCUCCUACAAUGCUAGAUGCUACGUAAGACUUAACCCCAAGAAAUCGUUCACAUCCUGACAUAUGUGCCUUUAUUUCAUUGACGAUAUCCAGUCAUUACAUGUCUGCACCAUGUAACAAUACUGAACACAUUUGUAAUCGAAAUAUUAAAGAAUAUUUUAUAUGG
Messenger RNA from Haliotis rufescens (red abalone), 3515 nucleotides. Its product is annotated as calpain-A-like. The coding region runs from base 303 to 1877 and encodes 524 amino acids. The record is from RefSeq and is a predicted model, not a curated record. The transcript has 13 exons. Gene Ontology annotation, cellular component: cytoplasm. Gene Ontology annotation, biological process: proteolysis. Lineage: Eukaryota; Metazoa; Mollusca; Gastropoda; Lepetellida; Haliotidae. Gene Ontology annotation, molecular function: calcium-dependent cysteine-type endopeptidase activity.